ACUCCGCCCAUAUUAGAACGCGGCUCACUUUCAAACGUUAUGGCGUCGAGAAAAAGAACAACAAUAGCGCCGAGCGGAUUCAAAUCCGUCCAAAUGACAUCCACUGAAGCAAAGAGCUCCAAAAGUGGGAACGAUGCUAAUAAAGCCAACAACAGUGGAACUGGGAAGAAAGGUGUUAAAUCCAGUGCAACUAUGGUCAAGUCUCGAUAUAUGCAGUCUGCUGAGAAGACAUCAUUGUCAAAGAGUAACUCGCUGACCAAUGAGUCCAUUGCCGUGCCACUGAAGCCUUCCUCACCUAAACCUUCUGGUGUCAGACCAAAGUUGGGCGCAUCACCAAGACGGUCCAUGGCUCCACAAGCUUUUGCAACAUCCACGACAUUACAUGAAACGGAACCUUCUCUGCUCAGGAAAAGUAUUCUGCAAUCUACCUUCACUGAUGGACCCUGCUUUCGACCAGAAUUUGAUAUUUCAGUCAUCAAAGAAAAAACAGUGAUGGAAAAUGCUUCAGAACCUGAGAGAAACCCAGAAGAGGAGAAGUGGGACAUUGAGAUGCAAACAUUCCUUCUUGCAUACCUCACAGCUAAGAUGGAAAACAAUACUGCAAAACUCAAGGCUGAGGCAGAGGCAAAGCUCUUGCAGAUAAUGGAAGAAGAAGAGGCACUGCGUAAGGAGGUCCAGGAAAAGAAGUGCCAAUAUCUGCUUGCAGAAAAGGAAAAUCUUCUAAAUGAACUGCUGGAUUUGCAGAUUGCUGCACUGAGUCCUGUGGCUGAAGCUGCCAAGCAGUUCACAAAAGAAUACAAGUCUUUUGCAACAGCUGUUGACACCACUCGCCAUGAGCUGCCUGUCAAGAAUUUCUACAUUGAUGGGGACAGACGGGAAUUUCUAGAUAAAGCUGAAGCUUGCCUGAAGGAGAGUGAGAAGUUGCUGACGGAAUGCACUGAGGGAGAUCACAAGGACAACAGCAUCUCUCUCGAGUGCAUGAGGAACAUGAAAAUGACAUCAAAGGAGAUCAGUCAUCAGCUUUCAGGUACAUUUUCAGAGCUACUGGAGCUGUCAUCGUUGGCCUGCCGCCAUACCAUCCUUGUCCAACAGGCUGCGGAGGAAGAGCAGCUCGGCACAGCAAGAACCCAUGAGCUCUACUGUCCCAAACAGUGAAAGAUAGCAUGGGAUACAUAGUACAUGCACUUUGCAAACUCCUUAAACUUCCGUGUAUUAUUUGUGUCGUUUUUGUCUUUCUGUGGACUAAUAGAUUUUUAUUUAUUUUUCUUUGCAGCUGUAUUGUGUAAAUGAUGUUGUUUUACA
Messenger RNA from Solea senegalensis (Senegalese sole), 1302 nucleotides. It is a transcript of the gene haus8, whose product is annotated as HAUS augmin like complex subunit 8. Lineage: Eukaryota; Metazoa; Chordata; Actinopteri; Pleuronectiformes; Soleidae. The record is from RefSeq and is a predicted model, not a curated record. Bases 40 to 1155 code for a protein of 371 amino acids. The transcript has 10 exons.